Ostrinia nubilalis (European corn borer) is the source of this 2224-nucleotide messenger RNA. RefSeq names its product heat shock protein 68-like. NCBI's taxonomy places the organism in Eukaryota, Metazoa, Arthropoda, Insecta, Lepidoptera, Crambidae. Gene Ontology annotation, cellular component: plasma membrane; nucleus; cytosol. The coding region runs from base 113 to 2071 and encodes 652 amino acids. The transcript has a single exon. Gene Ontology annotation, molecular function: ATP-dependent protein folding chaperone; ATP binding. The record is from RefSeq and is a predicted model, not a curated record.
CACACAAAGGAACGAAGCGAAAGGAAAGCGAGUGGGAAACCACAGUUAACUACAAAAACAAGUUUCGAAGUGAAAUUUAUUACUGUAAAAAGGAACUAUUGACUCAAGAAAAAUGCCAGCCGUUGGAAUUGAUCUCGGAACUACAUAUUCGUGCGUCGGUGUUUGGCAGCACGGUAAUGUGGAGAUUAUCGCUAACGACCAGGGAAACAGAACAACACCUUCGUAUGUCGCAUUUACGGACACAGAACGACUGAUCGGCGAUGCAGCGAAGAACCAGGUAGCACUAAACCCCAACAACACAGUCUUCGACGCGAAACGUCUCAUCGGCCGCAAGUUUGACGAUCCCAAGAUCCAGGCAGACAUGAAACACUGGCCCUUCAAGGUGAUCAACGACUGUAGCAAGCCAAAGAUUCAAGUGGAAUACAAAGGGGAGACGAAGCGAUUCGCGCCGGAAGAGAUCAGCAGCAUGGUUCUGACGAAAAUGAAGGAAACUGCAGAGGCGUAUCUCGGUUCGACUGUACGGGACGCGGUGAUUACAGUGCCGGCGUACUUCAACGACGCUCAACGACAAGCGACCAAGGAUGCCGGUUCCAUCGCUGGACUCAACGUAUUGCGAAUCAUCAACGAGCCUACCGCAGCUGCUUUAGCAUACGGGCUCGACAAGAACUUGAAGGGCGAACGCAACGUACUCAUCUUCGAUCUCGGAGGCGGAACCUUUGACGUUUCCAUCCUAACUAUCGACGAGGGCUCACUAUUCGAAGUGCGAGCGACAGCCGGCGACACACAUCUCGGCGGCGAAGACUUCGACAACAGGCUAGUGAACCAUCUCGCAGAAGAAUUCAAGCGCAAGUACAGGAAAGAUCUUCGAAGUAACCCGAGGGCUCUGCGUCGUCUGCGAACUGCAGCUGAGCGCGCCAAACGAACUCUCUCGUCUAGCACUGAAGCAACUAUUGAAAUCGAUGCCCUAUACGAAGGUAUCGACUUCUACACGAGAGUUUCUCGAGCGCGCUUUGAAGAACUGUGCUCAGACUUGUUCAGGUCGACACUGGAGCCCGUUGAGAAAGCUCUACGUGACGCUAAGAUGGACAAAAGCCAAAUACACGAUGUUGUCCUCGUCGGGGGAUCAACACGUAUUCCAAAGAUCCAGAGCCUUCUGCAGGGUCUUUUCUGCGGCAAGAAACUCAACUUGUCUAUCAACCCAGAUGAGGCGGUCGCGUACGGGGCAGCGGUGCAAGCAGCUAUUUUGAGCGGAACCACCGACACGCGUAUUCAAGACGUUCUCCUAGUCGAUGUCGCACCCCUAUCGCUCGGCAUCGAAACAGCCGGCGGCGUGAUGACGAAGAUCAUCGAACGCAACUCGAAAAUUCCGUGUCGUCAGGCGCAGACAUUCACCACUUAUUCUGACAACCAGCCGGCCGUGACUAUCCAGGUGUACGAAGGCGAGCGAGCGAUGACGAAGGACAACAACUUGCUGGGCACGUUUAACUUGACCGGGAUCCCGCCGGCGCCUCGGGGAGUGCCCAAGAUCGAUGUGACAUUCGACUUGGACGCGAACGGUAUCCUGAACGUAUCGGCGAAGGAGAACAGCACUGGCCGAAGCGAGAAGAUCGUCAUCAAGAACGACAGAGGGCGCCUAUCUCAGGCGGAGAUCGACAGAAUGCUCGCUGAUGCGGAAAAGUAUAAAGAGGAAGAUGAGCGUCAGCGGGAGCGUGUGGCGGCGCGGAAUAAGCUGGAAGCCUACGUAUUUGGAGUCAGACAAGCGCUGGAUGAAGCGGGUGACAAAUUGAGCGAGCAAGACAAGGACGUGGGCCGUCGGACGUGUGAGGAAACACUGCGCUGGUUGGAUAAUAACGCAUUGGCUGAAGCUGAUGAAUAUGAACAUCGAUUGAAGGAAGUUCAGGGCGUGUGCCAGCCUCUUAUGACCAAGAUGCACGGAGGACAAGGUGGUCAAGGUAUGCCUGGUGCUGGCGGCAUGCCGGGAGGUGGAAUGUAUGGAGGCAUGGGCGGAGGAAUGCCCGGUUACCAACAGCAAGGAGGACACGACGGCCCCACUGUUGAAGAAGUGGACUAAGCUGCGAAGUUAAAUCCAAAACUCCCAGUGAUCUAGUCGUUUUAGUACCUACCUAUUCAAAGAUUAAGACUGAUUGUUAAUUUAAUUGUAGUUCUUAGUUAGACAUUGUCAUCUGUUGGACUCAAUAAAUUAGUAUUAUAAUUAACCUAAUAA